CUUGCCCCCAAUUUUUCCCCUUUUCGACUAUUUUCAACACGUAUAUACAUAUAUCUACCCUUGUACGUAUCUCUUUACCUUCUCUCAUCCAAAAUCGCUCCGUAAUUCAACCGAAAUUAUUGAAGAAAAAAGAGAGAAAUUGUCAGAACGAUUGUUCCGUUUUUCAGCUUUCUUUUAUUUCUCCGUUGAUUUUAGUUUUCCUCCUGCAAAAUUUGAGGAAAAAUUGGUGCAAAAAACUUGCAUAAUAUACAGGAAAAAGAAGCAUGGGCAACAUCGGGAGCAGCGGCGUCCACGGCCGGAGGAGGAACUCCGGCAGGCGGAGCCAACCCCAUCCCCACCCUCCACCGCCGCCUCCGCAGGCCCCGCAGCCGGAGAUCACCGCCAACCGCUACGUUUUCGCGGCGGCGACGCCGUACCCCCCGUCGCAGUACCACGGCCCUAACGCGGCGCCGUACUAUCAGUACCCCGGUUACUACCCGCCCCCGCCGCCCCCCACGUCGGUGCCGAUGCCGCUCCUAGCGCCGUACGACCACCACCACCACCACCCGGGGGCGGCGCACGGGGCCUGGGUCAACGGGCGGUACCCCUACGGGCCGAUGGUGCAACCACCGCCGCCGCCGCCGCCUCCGUACGUGGAGCACCAGAAGGCAGUCACGAUCCGGAACGAUGUUAAUUUGAAGAAGGAGACGCUGAGGAUCGAGCCGGACGAGGCCAAUCCAGGGAAGUACCUAGUCGCGUUCACGUUCGAUGCCACAGUUGCCGGAAGGGGAUCUUUAUAUCAGCUCAUUCAGCAUAACAUCGUUUUUCAGAUCAUGCUUCAGUUGAUUGCAAUUAUAUUUCCAUAUUUCUUCACACUUCUCAAGGAUCACAUUUCUUCACACUUCUCAAGGAUUACGCUAGUUGUUUACAUUCUUUCGCGUGAUAUUCGUUAUAAACUCAUAAAAUGCCUUAUCACUUGCAGCAUCACGAUAAUUUUCUUUGCCAAAGAAGGUGAAGAUUGUUGCCUGACCCCAAUGAAAGAGAGCCUACACCCACCCAUUACAGUGCACUUUCAGCAAGGUUUAGCCCAGAAGUUCAAGCAGCCCUCAGGAACCGGGAUAGAUUUUUCAAUGUUUGAGGAGGCAGAGCUUUCGAAAGACGCUGACAUGGAUAUUUACCCACUGGCAGUCAAGGCUGAGGCCUCGCCUGACACUCAAAGUGGGAACUCGGAUGGAGGGUCGACAAACUCACAGAUAACACAGGCCGUGUUUGAGAAGGACAAAGGAGAAUAUCACGUUCGUGUGGUUAAGCAGAUAUUGUGGGUAAACGGCAUGAGAUAUGAGCUGCAGGAGAUUUAUGGAAUUGGGAACUCAGUUGAGGGUGAGUUUGACUCGAAUGAUCCAGGGAAAGAGUGUGUCAUUUGCCUUUCCGAGCCACGGGACACAACUGUUCUCCCUUGUCGGCAUAUGUGUAUGUGCAGCGAAUGUGCAAAAGUGUUGAGGUUCCAAACGAACAGGUGCCCGAUAUGCAGACAGCCAGUCGAGCGCCUUCUAGAAAUCAAGGUUAGCAAUGGUGGGGCUGAGAAUGAGGAAAAUUAAGCUACGGUGUGAUUUCUUCAGUUGUGUAAAGUUUUUUUUUUUUUUUUCUUUUUUCUUCGUCCCCCUUUUUAUGUACUCUUCUUUUGUUCGUGUUUCGUCCUCUUGGCCUCGGCCUUAAAACUUUACACUGCACUUCCGGAUUUUAAUAAUCACGUAAACUCGAAGCUUUAUUCGCAGGCAAAGUGCUUCUAUUGUAUACUAUGAUCUUAGUUUGUUGGUUUGAUCGUCUCUAUAGCUUUUUUGUUAUCCUUAAAGAAAGUUUUGAAGAACACUAUAGUGUUGUUUUGUUCAUGCCUUUUUGAAGGAUUAUAUGUUGAAUGUGUG
This is a messenger RNA of Striga asiatica, 1901 nucleotides long. The record is from the annotation of a GenBank genome assembly. Lineage: Eukaryota; Viridiplantae; Streptophyta; Magnoliopsida; Lamiales; Orobanchaceae.